CCGCCGCUGGCCUGCCAGCGACGCGAAGUUUAGGGUCCCGAAGCACCUGAGCACCUGAAGAAGCCCCGGUUGUGUGCGUGCAGCCAUCUGGCAUCCCAGCGCCAUCGCCACCGCCAUGGCCACCAGACGUGUGUUCCAUCUCCAGCCGUGUGAAAACUCUCCUACCAUGUCCCAGAAUGGAUACCUUGAUGAUUCCAAUGACAACUUUGGUGAGUAUAACUACUUCAAUAAUGACAAGGAUGAUGUUGCUGAAGUCCCAGAGGAGAAUCUGGGGGAUGAGACCUUGGACACGGUCAACUCCUCCAUUGUGUCUGGCGAGAGCAUCCGUUUUUUUGUCAAUGUGAACCUUGAGAUGAACGCUCCUCCCUUUUCUCCAGACAGCAUUAACCAGGGCUGCGUGCUCCUGCAUACGUCCCGCAAGUGCCUGAAGCUAAAGAACUUUAAGGAAGAGAUCCGUGCACACCGGGACCUGGAUGGCUUCCUGGCACAGGCCACCAUCAUUCUGAAUGAAACAGCUACCUCUCUGGAUGAGGUGCUGCGAACCAUGCUCAAGCGCUUCACCAAGGACCCCAACCAUGCAGAACCUGCAUGCAGCUUGAACCAGCUCAUGCCCAAGAUCUUUACAGACGCUGGGGCCCUCAUGGAGGGUAAAGUCCACCUUCUGUCAGACACCAUCCAAGGGGUCACUGCCACAGUCAGAGGAGUGCACUACCAGCAGUCGUGGCUUUGCAUCAUCUGUACCAUCAAAGAACUGCAGAGGCGGCAUGUGUGCAUCAGCCGCCUGGUUCGCCCACAGAACUGGGGUGAAAACUCCUGUGAGGUUCGCUUUGUGAUCUUGGUGCUGGCCCCACCCAAGAUGAAAAGCACCAAGACAGCGAUGGAGGUGGCACGCACAUUUGCCACCAUGUUCUUGGACAUCACCUUCCGCCAGAAGCUCCUGAAGACGCACACAGAGGAAGAAUUCAAGGAGGCCUUGGUACAUCAGAGACAUCUGCUCACCAUAGCGAGGCCAUCAGUGAAGGGAUACAGCACAACCUCCAUUCCUUCUUACAGACACCCAAAGCCCCCAAAAUGCAGGGACUUUUACCCCUUUGGGAAAGGCAUCUGGGAGGACUUCAUGCGCCGGUACCCUGUAUACCCACUGGACUUCACUGAUGGUCUUAUUGGGAAAAACAAGGCUGUGUGCAAAUAUAUCACCACCACCUUGUUCCUCUACUUUGCCUGCCUCCUGCCCACGAUUGCUUUCGGGUCUCUCAACGAUGAAAACACAGAUGGGGCCAUUGGUGUGCAGAAGACCGUAGUUGGGCAGAGCAUUGGAGGCCUCUUGUAUGCACUCUUCUCCGGGCAGCCGCUGGUGAUACUGCUGACAACCGCACCCCUGGCCAUCUACAUCCAGGUGAUCCGUGUCAUCUGUGACGACUACAACCUGGACUUCAACUCCUUCUAUGCAUGGACGGGCCUGUGGAAUAGUUUCUUCCUCACACUUUAUGCCAUCUUCAACCUCAGCCUGAUUAUGAGUCUCUUCAAGAGGUCGAUGGAAGAAGUAAUUGCCAUGUUCAUCUCCAUGACGUUCGUGCUAGAUGCUGUCAAGGGCACGGUCAAAAUCUUCUGGAAGUACUACCAUGGUCAGCACCAAUACUCAAAGAGCAUUUCACCUCUGGUGAACCUGUUGGGCAUUGGCACCAGCCUCAACACCAGCCUCCAUACCACCCUCAACAGCAGCCUCCUGGCCAGCCCCCCAGAGUUGACCAAGAGUGACAACUCCGACACCAUACACUCAGGUCGGGAAACUGCGGUGCUCAGCCUCCUCAUCAUGCUGGGCACACUUUGGCUGGGCUAUACCCUCUAUCAGUUCAAGAAGAGUCCCUACCUGCACCCCCGAGUGCGCGAGACCCUGUCCGACUGUGCCCUGCCCAUCGCUGUGCUCUGCUUUUCCUUCAUCAGCUCCUACUUCUUCCAGGAAAUUGAGAUGAGCAAGUUCCGCUACAACCCCAGGGAGAACCUCUUCGAGAUGGCACGGAUCCACUUGUUGUCCCUAAAGGCCAUUGGCAGUGCCAUGGGCCUUGGCUUCCUGCUCUCCUUGCUCUUCUUUAUUGAGCAGAACCUGGUGGGUGCCUUGGUCAACUCACCAGAGAACAGGCUGGUGAAGGGCACUGCCUACCACUGGGACCUCCUGCUGCUCGCCAUCAUCAACACGGGGCUGUCUCUGUUUGGGCUACCCUGGAUCCAUGCCGCCUACCCCCAUUCCCCCUUGCACGUGCGUGCAUUGGCUUUCGUGGAGGAGAGAGUGGAGAAUGGGCACAUCUGUGAGACGAUUGUGAAUGUGAAGGAGACACGGCUGACCUCGCUGGGCGCCAGCAUCCUGGUGGGCCUCUCCCUGCUGCUGCUGCCCUUGCCACUGCAGUGGAUCCCCAAGCCUGUGCUCUAUGGCCUCUUCCUCUACAUUGCACUCACCUCCAUGGAUGACAACCAGCUCUUCGCACGUGUGGCCCUGCUGCUCAUGGAGCAGACGUCAUACCCACCCACGCACUACAUCCGGAAGGUGCCCCAGAGGAAGAUCCACUACUUCACAGGCCUGCAGAUUCUGCAGUUGCUGCUGCUCUGUGCCUUUGGCAUGAGCUCCCUGCCCUACAUGAAGAUGGUCUUUCCCCUCAUCAUGAUUGCCAUGAUCCCCAUCCGCUACAACCUGCUGCCCCGAAUCAUUGAAACCAAAUACUUGGAUGCCAUGGAUGCUGAGCACAGGCCCUGACUGGCAGGCCCUGCCACACCCCCUUCACCCACCAGCCUCCUCCUCUCAGGGCAGCUCUGGCUGUGUAUGGAGGUGUGUGUCCUGUCUCACAGGCCUAGGACACCUGGGCAUUGUAGGGCUCAGUGGUAUGUGCUCACCCCUCUCCCCAUUAGCCUUUAGCUUAGGGUCAGGAACAAUGCCCAGGGUGAGACUAAGCAGGGUGGAUUUUCUUUUGAUAAAAGAGUCGAUGCCCAGGAGAGAAACCGUUUCCUUGAUUGUGUAAGGAACUCACUGUGCACACAUUACAGAAUAAAGCUCCUAUUUCUAUGCUUCCAUGUGCCACCUCUGUCCCUCCUACCAAACCCGACUGAUGUUUGAGUGCCACCUGUGGGCUAUUAUCUUGAACCCUGCA
Molecule: messenger RNA, 3140 nt
Organism: Castor canadensis (American beaver)
Lineage: Eukaryota; Metazoa; Chordata; Mammalia; Rodentia; Castoridae
Source: RefSeq, a predicted model, not a curated record